Messenger RNA from Magnolia sinica, 755 nucleotides. RefSeq names its product pectinesterase inhibitor. Gene Ontology annotation, biological process: negative regulation of catalytic activity. Bases 5 to 559 code for a protein of 184 amino acids. Gene Ontology annotation, molecular function: pectinesterase inhibitor activity. Lineage: Eukaryota; Viridiplantae; Streptophyta; Magnoliopsida; Magnoliales; Magnoliaceae. The record is from RefSeq and is a predicted model, not a curated record. The transcript has a single exon.
AAACAUGGCCCACCUCAGUUUCUCACUCCAUCUGAUCAUCUUUCUCCUCAUCCGUCCAUCAUCAGCCCGUGUGAUCCCAAUGGCCAGUGCUGAUCUAAUCAACAAGGUCUGCCAAUCUAACCUGAAUCCACCCGCCUGUGUCCAGCUAUUCAACUCGGUCCCCGAAACAAAGACCGCUGAUCUUGCAGGCCUUGGUCGGAUCUCCCUCAAUCUGGCCCAGCAUCUCGUAUCUGAGACGUUGGAUUACAUCUCCUACCUAGAUGGCAAAACCACCGAUCAACGGCUGCACGACAUUUUCAAAACGUGUAACAAGUGGUACGAUUUUGCCAAGACAGCCGUCGAUACUGCAAUGAAGGACUUGAACGAUGGGGCCUACACGCCGAUGAACGAGAACUCGUGGGGCGCUGGAGAAGCGGCUUUAACGUGUGAGGAAGAGUUCGAAAAUGCUCCUAGCCGUCCAUCACCGCUGUCGGACAGGAAUGACUUGAUGUACCGACUGGGUCAGAUGGCCACUGCCAUUUCUAAUAUGCUGCAGGAUCCAACGCCACCUGCUGAAUGAUCAUGGCCCACCUAUUAUCGUCAUCUUCUGAUAUAUUUCACAAGCUUCGUUUAUGUAAUGAGAUGCAUAUAAGUAUGUUUUGUGAUCUGUGGCUGACGUUUCAUGGGCACGUCAAAAUUUAUAUUAUAAUAUCCCUUGUAAUAAGGGAAGGUACCAUGAAAUCUAUUAAAUCAAGGAAAAAAGAAAUAUGGUUUUG